Molecule: messenger RNA, 2208 nt
Organism: Folsomia candida
Lineage: Eukaryota; Metazoa; Arthropoda; Collembola; Entomobryomorpha; Isotomidae
Product: glucose dehydrogenase [FAD, quinone]
Exons: 13
Coding region: 89-2089 (666 amino acids)
Molecular function (GO): oxidoreductase activity, acting on CH-OH group of donors; flavin adenine dinucleotide binding
Source: RefSeq, a predicted model, not a curated record
UUGGUCUCAGUCCGUCUUUGUCGUCACGCAUGGCAAGUUCUUCGGGACAAAAUAUAAAGUUUGAACCGAAAAUUAACAAUUUUUCGAAAUGGGGAUCGGUCCUGGGGUCGGUUUUGUGGGGAGGUUGAGAUACAUCGCGUCCCCCGUUCUGUCCAUGAUUUGGGUGCCCACGCUGUACUACACGAUCUCCAGCCUUAGCAUAAUUCUGGCUCUGUGGGAGGCAGGCGACAUGACUUUGGAUGCACAAGAAAAACUACCCGAGGGACGAGAAGUGUUCGAUUUUAUAAUCGUUGGUGCUGGUAGUGCCGGGAGUGUGGUGGCGUACCGACUAUCCAAGAACUAUAAAGUGCUUCUACUUGAAGCUGGCGGUGAGCCAAAUCCACUCCAAUAUAUUCCAGGAUUCGCUGUAUUUCUAACGAAUAAAGCGCCCAUCGACUGGCAACAUAAAUCCGUUCCGCAAAAGUUUGGAAGUUUGAAUUCCAUAAAUCAGCAAAGCAGUUGGUCCGCGGGACGAGGUUUGGGAGGGACUGGGAAUUUAAACUACAUGAUCCAUUUACGAGGACAUACGCAAGACUUUGAUAAUUGGGCAAGAAUUACCGGAGAUCCUAGUUGGAGUUGGGCCGGAGUUUUGCCAUAUUACAAAAGUAUUGAGGAUUAUGAUGAAGGAGGAGAUGAAACUUAUCACGGAAUUGGUGGACCAUUGCGCGUCGGACUACCAGAUUAUGUAGGACUAGGCCCCGAAUUUGUGAAGGCUGGACAAGAAUUUGGUUAUCCGUCGGUCGAUUUCAACGCGCCAUUUCACGAAGGCUUCGAAGUUCUCAAAUAUCCGAUCCGACAUGGAAUUCGUGACGCACCGUAUCGUGCCUUCCUCCAACCCAUUAGGCGUCGGAGUAAUCUAGUCAUUAGAAAAUUCUCACAUGCAACAAAAGUUCUUCUCAAUGAAAGAAACGAAGCAGAAGGUGUCGAAUACGACCGUCACGGUGAGCGUCGUGUCGCUUUCGCCAGGAAGGAAGUAAUCCUAUCCGCGGGCGCAAUUACCACGCCUAGAAUCCUCAUGCUUUCUGGGAUCGGUCCUGCCGCCCAUUUACAACAGUUGGGAAUCCCCGUCCGUCGUGAUUUACCGGUCGGUCAUGGACUCCAAGAUCAUAUCGGGGCCUAUUUGGGACCUUUCUUUAUUGAUAAGCCUAGAACGCUCGCAUUAGAAAGGGAUCUCACACCAGGAGCGUUUGUAAAUUGGUUUACCUCCGGACGUGGCGUCUUAUCUUCUCCAGGAGCACACGCUGCCGGUAUGGUGUCAUCCUCGUAUGCUGCUGCUCGUGGGGAAGCCACUUGGCCCGAUUUGGUCCUCUAUCUCUUCGGAUUCUCGGUAUUUCGAACGUUCGGUGACGAAUUUUCGAAAGCAUUCUCGCUCAAAUUGGACGAGCAACGGAGGUACUACGAGCACGCUGUGGGGAAAGAAAGCUUCCUCAUUGCCGUGUCAGGGGCGAGACCGUUUUCCACAGGACAGAUCAAACUUGGCGGGUCAAGUCCAUACGACGCUCUAGUCAUCGAUCCCGCCUAUCUGACCGACGAGGGUGACGUAGAUGUCAAAGUGCUCGUCGAUGGGAUCAAGAAGACACUCCGUUUGAUCGAAAAUUCCACAACGCUUGGAAAAGAGAUGAACGCGCGAUUUACAGACGUAUCACUUCCGGGCUGCGAACAUUACAUUUUUCGUUCAGAUGCUUAUUGGGAGUGUUUCGCUAGGAGGAGUACGGUCACGUUGCAUCACCCGGUUGGAACAUGUGGAAUGGGUCGUGUCGUGGAUACGCAGCUUCGCGUGUACGGAACUCCUCGCCUAAGAAUAAUCGACAACUCGAUCCAGCCCAUCAUUGUUACGACGAACACACAAGCAUCCGCCCUCAUGAUCGGGGAGAAGGGAGUCGACAUGAUUUUGAAAUAUUGGGAAAAUGAACACUUGGAAAGAAUGGAUAACACUAGUUUUCAAUAUGGGGAAGCAGCAAAUAUGUCUUCAUCUUUAUUUAGGAUAACCACUGAUAAGAAAAGCUUUAGUACAAAAUUAAUGCAGUGGCAUAAUUUAAUACAGAAAUAAACAAUAUUGUUACUUGUUAGUCAAUAUUUUAAGAAUAAAAAUUAUGGAAAAUUGAGUCCUUUACAAAGGAAAAAUACAAGUUAUGUUACACAAAUAAAUUAAGAAAAUUAUUAUUUUUA